AUGCCAAAGAACCCACAGUUUGCUUAUGAGGCAAAACAGCCCGCAUUCUUACAAAAGCUUCGGGGCCAGUAUGGCAGUGAUACAUCUGGUCGCCUAGAGCAACCUGCACUACGACCUCGAAAAGCCAAGGACCCCAAAGACGAAGAAGAAGACGAGCCUGUAUACAUUGAUGAAGAGAGCAAUGAAGUCAUCUCCAAGGAAGAAUACAAGGCGCUAGCUCAGGGCGAAACCACGAAGGAAGAGGAUGGGACUUCCAAGGGACCAACCCUAGCUGAGGAAGGACAAACACAAGGGGAGAGCUCUGUGAAACAAAGCAAUCUCACUGAGGUUGGUGGCCAACGCAAGCGAAAGCAGGCUAAAGUGGUGGGCGAGGAAGAGAACAAGGCAGAGCCAGAGGAAACACCUAAAGCGACCGAGAAGCCCAAAAAAUCUAAGAAAGGGAAGAAGAUCAAGCUAUCAUUUGAUGAUGAGUGA
Molecule: messenger RNA, 474 nt
Organism: Penicillium malachiteum
Lineage: Eukaryota; Fungi; Ascomycota; Eurotiomycetes; Eurotiales; Aspergillaceae
Product: DUF4604 domain-containing protein
Exons: 2
Coding region: 1-474 (157 amino acids)
Source: RefSeq, a predicted model, not a curated record